AUGGCUGCGCUUUUACCGCAACCGCACGCUGAAGAUGUCGACGGACAACUAGCGGUACUGCCUGAUGUCCCAGCAACGACGGAGGAUGUGAGGAUCGAGGAUAUCCAAUUGUGCGGAUCCGACGAUCAGACGACUGAAGAGAUCGACCGACUCCGCCAGCGGAUCUGGAAGUUCAGACAUCUCCUGAUCGGCAAAGGAAAUCAUCGGCCCGAGGGGUUGUGUGUGAUAUUGAUGUGGAAGGAGCUCGGCCGAUCGCGCUCGCUCAAGUGUCGAAAGCUGCGGAUCCAGUUCCGAAAGAAAUUGGCAGAGUUGAUCAAGGGUCUCCUGUCAGCUAAGAUGAUCAACAACUCAAGAUCUCCAUGGGCAUCGCCGAUCGUCGUGAUCAUCAAGAAGAAUGAUGUGGAUAUACGAUUGUGCAUCGAUUAUCGGUUGGUUAACAGUCUUACACAGCUGAUGGUUUACCCGAUGCCGCUAAUCAAUGAUCUACUGGAGGAUCUCGAGUCUACACUAUGGUAUUGUUCAUUGGAUAUAGCGAGUGGAUUCUGGGUGGUGAAGAUGACGGAUCGGGCCCGCCUGAUCUCGGCCUUUAUUACCCCAUUUGGGCUUUUCGAGUGGAAUUGGAUGCCUUUUGGGCUGAAGAAUGCACCGCAGAUCUACCAGCGAAUGAUCGACAAUGCUCUGUAUGGGUUCACUCGGAUCCCGAAAAUGGAAGGUGAUUUGAAACGAUUAGAUGUAUUCGAAGCUGGAGAACCUGAGGAUCCG
Messenger RNA from Phytophthora megakarya, 762 nucleotides. NCBI's taxonomy places the organism in Eukaryota, Oomycota, Peronosporomycetes, Peronosporales, Peronosporaceae. The record is from the annotation of a GenBank genome assembly.